AUGUCGAGCCCGCUUGCACCAACACGGACUGUUUUUGUGCGGCACUUCAGAACGCGGAAGUGAAACGCUGCUGUUGAUGUUUUGGUCCGGGAGGUUACACUUUCUAUUAGUUUGACAUCAUGGCGGUGAGUGCGGUUCACCUGGAGUCAGACGCCUUCCUGGUGUGCAUGAAUCACGCGCUCAGCACGGAGAAGGAGGAGGUGAUGGGGCUGUGUAUCGGAGAGGCUGAGCCCGCCCGGAUCGUCCACAUCCACUCGGUCAUCAUCCUCCGACGCUCGGACAAGCGGAAGGACCGGGUAGAGAUCUCCCCGGAGCAGCUGUCCGCGGCCUCCACGGAGGCAGAGCGGCUCGCAGACAUGACCGGCCGCCCGAUGCGGGUGGUGGGCUGGUAUCACUCCCAUCCGCACAUCACCGUGUGGCCCUCCCACGUCGAUGUCAGGACGCAGGCCAUGUAUCAGAUGCUGGACCAGUGCUUCGUGGGCCUAAUCUUCUCCUGCUUCAUAGAGGACAAGAACACCAAGACGGGGCGUGUGCUCUACACCUGCUUCCAGUCGGUGCAGAAGGGCUCCGAGUACGAGCGGGUGGAGAUCCCAAUCCACGUCGUGCCGCGCGAGGCCAUCGGGAAGGUGUGCCUCGAGUCCGCCGUGGAGCUGCCGCGGAUCCUGUGCCAGGAGGAGCAGGACACCUACCGCAAGAUCCACAACCUGGGGCACCUGGACCCCGUGACCAAGAUCCACAACGGCUCGGUGUUCACCAAGAACCUGUGCAGCCAGAUGUCUGCGGUGAGCGGCCCGCUGCUGCAGUGGCUGGAGGACCGGCUGGAGCAGAACAAGCAGAGCAUCGUGGAGCUGCAGCGGGAGAAGGAGAGGCUGCUGCUGGAGCUGGCUGCUCCCUGAGCCGGGGGGACAUGGAGGGUGGAGGUGGGACACUUGUUGUCCUGCUGUUGUUGGACAGGGAAACGGACCUUCUGUUUGGCUGGUUUUGCUUCUUUACAUCGUGCUCCAGGCAGGGCUUGGUAUCAGACCUCAAUACUUUGUAUGAACCGAAAAGUGUCCAUAAUAUAAAGAAAACGGUUAAAUACCAAAAGUAUGAUCAGAAUUUUGACUACUUGAUUAGAAAUAUCGUUAUUUAAAUCCUUAUUUUAUUAUAUUUGGGCCAGAUCUUGUGCAGCUGUAUCGUGAUGAAACUAAAGCUGGUCUAAAUUGCUUUCAGGAAUGUAUAUUAAACUCGGAUUUGGUCUAUAAAAUAUCAGAAAAGUAUGACAAAAUGUCCGUCACAACCUCCUACAGAAUGUCUUAAGUCACAUUUGAGAAGCUGGAAUCUGGCCUUUUAGGGGAUCCAUUUCCUUUGAAGCAUAUUUUUGUUAAGAACAAAUCUUAUGUCCUUUAGUUAAGUGGUUUUGGUUUCUCUACGGCCUUUUUACUUCGGUCAAAAGCAAGAUAUUUUCACCUGUUUGUUUUAUGUAAAUGUGAUGGAAGAUACCAUUACCCACCCAUGACACGAAUGGACACCUGCCUUCCCUUUGUUGGAGGAGUGACAAAGAAUGUGCCUUUUGGACUAAUGACAGUAACGGUACACACUGUGUGCUGUGAAUGGGGGUUAUUGUUUGCUUUGUCUUCUCUUCUGUCUUCUCCAGAUGUUUUUGAAGGAGCGUUAUACGUUCACGGUGUGUUUCACUGCAUCUGUAAAAUGUAAAUAAAUAAGACGGAGACCUCACUGUCACUUUCGUUCAGUUCUGAAA
This is a messenger RNA of Eleginops maclovinus (Patagonian blennie), 1741 nucleotides long. RefSeq names its product BRCA1/BRCA2-containing complex, subunit 3 (gene brcc3). Gene Ontology annotation, cellular component: BRCA1-A complex; BRISC complex. Gene Ontology annotation, biological process: double-strand break repair; protein K63-linked deubiquitination. The record is from RefSeq and is a predicted model, not a curated record. Gene Ontology annotation, molecular function: polyubiquitin modification-dependent protein binding; metallopeptidase activity; cysteine-type deubiquitinase activity. NCBI's taxonomy places the organism in Eukaryota, Metazoa, Chordata, Actinopteri, Perciformes, Eleginopidae.